Diospyros lotus (date-plum) is the source of this 4967-nucleotide messenger RNA. RefSeq lists its product as uncharacterized. Lineage: Eukaryota; Viridiplantae; Streptophyta; Magnoliopsida; Ericales; Ebenaceae. Bases 961 to 4446 code for a protein of 1161 amino acids. The record is from RefSeq and is a predicted model, not a curated record. The transcript is spliced from 7 exons.
UCUCUCUCUUUUUCUUUCGCACAGAUACAUAUACUGGAACUGGCUGCCGCACCGCUGCUUGCUUCUGCUCAAAACCAUCUCAUCUCGCUCUACUUUUUUUACUCUCUCUCUCUCUCUCUCUCUCUCUCUCUCUCUGUUUACACGCUUAUUACAUAUAACGACAUGUAAUUAUCGCACAAAGCCGAUGUCCGUAUUGAGUGGUAGAUGAGUCUGGACUCUGGCUGUAUGAAAGUUUUCUAAUUUUGGGUCCCCGAUAUAUAUUCGUGGAUCUGUUUCUGUUUCCUCUUGGCUUUUGCUGGAUUUCCGACGAAUAAUUUGGGUUUGGAGAGGUUCAAGGCGCCUCUCAUAAAUUUAGCCAUUUUCCUUCACUUGCUUACUAGAAUUUCUUUUUUUUUUCCCUUCCCUUUUCCCACCUUUCCUAUUUUUUUGAUUGUUGGUAGUAUUCUAUUCUCUGCCAUUGUUUUCCUCUGGCGAUCCUGUUUUAGUCAAACAUUUUCUGAUCAGCGGCUAAAGUUAAUCGAUUCUAUUUUCUUCCAUCUUUCUUUCUUGCUUUCAGAAAACCAUAUUUUUUCAUUUUUUUUUUUUUUUACAAAUUUCAUUGGUUACCUGAAUGUUUGGUUUGGAUUGAUAGAUCGAUAUUUUUGACUGCGUGGUUCAGUUCGAGUUCCAUAGGGUUGUGGUGGUUUGUUAGUUCUUGUCCGCUGUCCCGUCCCAACAGAAAGGCGCCCAAUUUGGGUUUUGGAGGAGCAGCCCUAUGGCUUCUUCUCUGUAAAUCGUUUCUGUGUGAAUCGUUAAUGUUUUUUUGACUCACUUGGAAGUUUCUUCAAGGUAUCAGGAAAAAGUUCCAUGUGUCUGUGAAUUGUGUUGUUUAACGAAUGCUGCAAAAGGAGAAAUAUAAUAUCAUUGUCGUUCUCAGCUUGUUUGCCUCCGCAUCUCUGUCUUCAGUUGGCACUGCAAAAGAUGCAUGCUGCCCUUCAAAGAACCUGUAGCAAUACUCAGAAAGUUGCUGAUGGAAAAAACAUUUCUGUAUCAAGGAAAUUCUUGGAAGAAAAUAACCGAAGUGCAUCUUCAAACGACCGUGAAGUGUCUUGUCUUGCUUGGAGGAACACUGAUCAUAGGUGUUGCAUCUUAACAUUCUUUGCCCUGGAACCUGAUGGACACUGGAGAGUUGUCACAUUGCCAUUGCAAUGCCCCAAUCACACAAUCCAUCUUGGGUCUGGAUUUCAGGUAAAAAUGGAUGGUCUCCAUUUGGUUUCUCCAUCAGUGGUCAGUUCAGUCAUGGUAAGUCAACAAAUUGAAUGGAGAGGGCCUACAAUUGAGCAAAGAUACUCUCUCAAGUCAUUUAGUGCUAGAAGCUGUUCUGGGUCAAAAUUUCGGAAUUGGUCUCAAAAUAAAGGCUUUGCAAACAAAUUGAGUAGAUGGCAUGCAUUACCCAGCAAUUCUUCCUCUCAGUCUUCUUUCAAUAGCAGCAAUUCCUCUGUUGUGGUCCCAUGUGGCUCUACUAGCCUUUCUUCUAUCCAUAUUGACAUAUCAACAGUAGGCAAGCCUGUUAAAGAAAAUUUGAAAACAGAAGCAAUAAAGAAGGAAAAGCAAAAGAAAAAGCUCCCAUGCAAUAUUGUCUCAACUGACCUAGAAAACGUUUAUUAUAGAAGUUUAGCAUCUGAAACUAGUUUUGUUAAGAAUACUCGUGUUGAGAUUGAUUCUCUUCCAUAUGCAACUAGGCGGACAGUUUCAUUGCCUGUGCUCAGUGGCCACAGCAAUGAUUCUGAAGGAAACAGCAGUGGCACCAUUACCUCUUCUGAAACACGAGAGACAUGCCUAUCUUACAUUGAUGAAGUGGAUGAACAUCCUCCAUCUGAUUCUGGAACUAAUGUUCAAACUGGUUUUCCAGAGUUUUCUGUAUUAAGUGGAUUGGAGGAUUCUCAUUCUCUAUUGAUCAAUUCUUCUGGUGAUCCAUGUUCGAUUGCUUUCUGUGAUGCAAAUGACUCUUUUGUGUUAGAUUCUAUUUCAGUCAGUUCAAAUGGUGAUGAAAGUAUGAAUGCUGUUGCUGCUACUAAACCAUCAAAUAAAGGCCCUGGUGAUUCCUAUUCCCGAGCAGAGGGAGCAACCUCUUCUGGGCAAGGAUGUAGAAGUGGUAACAUGAGCAAGAGAGGUAAGAACAUUAAAAAAGUAUCCAGGAAUACAUGUGUUUCUUGCUUAAGCAGUGUUGGAAAGUUCCAUGGUUGCUCUGGGAAGGAGAAUAGUCAUUCCAUUUGGCAGAAGGUUCAGAAGAAUGACACUGGUGCGUGCACCUAUGACUUGAGAAAAUUUAACACUGCAGAAUCACAUAGUGAUACUCAGACAAAAGGGGCUUCACACUGCAACAUUGCUCAAUCUAGUGCUUUAUCGUCAUGUGAAGAUAAAACCCGGUCAAAAGCCAAAGCAUCUAGACGGUUGAAAAGGAAAACUAGCAGUGUGUCGAAACAAGAGUCAAACUAUUAUUCUGGAAAGGGAUUAUAUACUAUUAAGGCAAGCUCGAACAUGAACAGGAAGAUCAAUAUGCAAUGGAAUGAAGUAGUGGAGAUUCCAACGCAGUUAGUUGAGCAGAAAAGAUCCAAGGGUGUUUCUAGAUCUCGGUCUAAGAUUGGUUACUCAAGGAGUGGUUUCCAAACUUACAGAGUUGAGUCUAUGGCUGCUGAACCUGUUCAGAGCUCAGAGUGUAGUCCCAAUGAGUUGGAGCUGCCUGAACAUGCCUGUACCACCCUUUCCAGUUUGAAUGAUAAAAUUGCUACAAGAGAAGGUAGCUCACUAUCAGGUUUACUUGACCAUGAAGAAUGGCCUGAAGAGCAGUGUACUGAGUUUCUUUAUUCUCCUGAUGGUGAAGAAGGUAAAAAGGCAGAUGAAAAUGUUUCUCCUAUGGAGAACACUAAGAAAGACCACAAUUCUGGAUCCAUUUUGCAGAAAUGGAUACCUGUUGGAACUAAAGAUUCUGAGCUUGCAAAGCUGGGGCAUUCUAAUCGAUUACAAUUGCGUAAUCUUAAUAAAACAGUGGUGGAAAAAUGUAACUUGGGAAACACAGUGAGCAAGGGGUCUAAUGAUCCCAACAAUUUUGGUGCUUCCACCAUUCAGGGUCUUAGAGAUGAUAAUGGCCUACAGUCAGAGGAUGGCAUUGAGAUCCAAAAGCAUAUAAAUCAGAGUAUAUGCAUUUCUACAAAGUGCUUAUGUCAUCAUAAUCUAAAUGACCAGAGCAAGUGUGCUUCUGAAAAUGAUUCAAACAACAUACUACAAGCUGUGAAUCAUGCCUUUAAGGUGCAAUUAGCAUCUGAAGCUGUUCAAAUGGCCACUGGUUGUCCAAUUGCUGAGUUUGAAAGGCUUCUUUCUGCUGCCUCUCCUGUUAUUUCCCUACCAGACAAUAUUUUGAGCUGUCAGACUCCCUCGCCUAACAAUUUAGUUGGGGUGACUCUGUGCACACAUAAGGCUCCCAAUAUCUCUUUGGGAAGCCUGUGGCAAUGGUAUGAGAAACAUGGCACCUAUGGCUUAGAAGUAAGGGCUGAAGAUUUUGAAAAUUCAAAAAGAUUGGGUAUUGAUCGAUUUGCAUUUCGUGCAUAUUUUGUUCCUUUCUUGUCAGCAGUUCAGCUGUUUGGAAACCAGAAGAUUUAUCCUUCAAACAGUAGCAAUGGGUUUCCAGGUACAAAGGUGAAGGAGGCACAUGAGUUGGACCAAAGGUCUGGAAACUCCUCCAGCAUUGAUCGCUUUCCAAUAUUUUCAGUUCUUGUUCCUCAGCCUUGUCUUGAGGAAAAAAGCUCACCGACACUAAGGAACUGUGCAUGUUGCUCAAAAAUGUCCUCAGUAUGCAUUGACGGCAAUGCAACUUCUCAAUCAGAUAGUUCUACAAGUUCCAAUGAUUUUGAGCUUCUCUUUGAAUAUUUUGAAGUUGAACAGCCUCAGAAAAGACGACCAUUUUUUGAAAUGAUAAAGGAACUGGUUAGAGGUGAUGGACCUUCACAAGGCAGAGCCUAUGGCGAUCCAACUAUUUUGGACUCUGUGGCUCUAAAUGAUCUUCAUCCAAAAUCCUGGUACUCGGUGGCCUGGUAUCCUAUUUAUAGAAUACCUGAUGGCAGCUUCCGUGCGGCUUUCUUGACUUACCACUCACUUGGCCAUUUAGUGCACAGAAGUGACACAAGGCCCACUUCUGACUCUUCUGGUACAGGUGCUUGUGCAGUUUCUCCAGUUGUGGGCCUUCAGAGCUACAAUGCUCAGGGUGAAUGCUGGUUCCAGCUAAGGCAGCCUACAUCUAGAGAGACAACAGAAGUCCUGGGCUUAGAUUCCUCUGGAAUUUUGAAGGAGCGGUUGAGGACACUUGAGAAGACAGCAUCUCUAAUGGCAAGAUCUGUUGUAACCAAGGGAAACCUAGCAUCUACAAACAGACAACCAGAUUAUGAGUUUUUCCUCUCUAGGCAUCGGUGAUAACAGCAGCACCCCUUCUGAGAUGUAGAUAGUUGAACAGUAGUCACCUUCUGGCUUCUGCUAAAGGAUUUCAGGAAAACCAACUGGAUGGAAUCUUAAUCUAAAAUAGGUUAGAUGGUUACGUUACUACUCUCAAACCACCAGCCUUGGUAUCCCAGCAUUCCCCGUGUAUAUUUUUGUAAAUAUGUGCCUUUUUCUUGUGUUUUUGAUAGGAAAGGUGCGUGUACAUACAUAUGUAGAGUCUUGUUGUUUCUUUAAAGGAAAAAUGCAGUUCAGGACCUAACAUUAGAUCCACCAGCCAAUUAUCUGGGCUUGCAACAUUCUGUUGUCUUUCUUAGUUUGGACCCUUAUUUUUUUUAAUCUUUGUCAAUAUGUUGCGUCCACAAACUGAAUAGGUAGCUAGCUCUUUUUGCAAUGAAGCAAACCAUCGUGGUGGAACUUUCAGUUGCAAAAGUCAGUUAUUUCCGUAGUUAUUUGCUUGUAGCAUUUCCAAGAACAAUUUAUCUAUUUAUUUUUGGCAA